UUGAUUGUAUCUUAACCAUCACUAGUCUUCUGCAGCCAUUCAACACAACAAAUUUGAUUACUUAUUCAUUUAUUUAUCCGUUUUUAGCUCCAAAAACUUGAUUUCAUUUUGUUGUUAAAACAUCAGCCGAAAGAUUCAAGAUUCACGUUGUCUCGUGUGUUAUUUGUUCGAGAAAUGGUGAAGAAAGAGGUCAAGGUUGAAAAUGAGUUGUCGAGAACAUCUUCGUCUAUGAUUAGCAAGAAGAAGUACAAAGGAGUGAGAAUGAGGAGUUGGGGUUCAUGGGUUUCAGAGAUACGAGCACCCAAUCAAAAAACACGAAUAUGGCUAGGAUCCUACUCGACUCCGGAAGCAGCAGCUAGAGCCUAUGAUGCAGCCCUACUUUGCCUAAAAGGUCCCACCGCAAAUCUUAACUUCUCUCAUACCCAAUACGAUCACGACUAUUCCACCACCAUCAUGUCUCCCAAAUCCAUCCAAAAGAUUGCAGCGGCCGCUGCUGCUUCCACCACCGCCACCACUACUCCAUCAUCACCAGUACCAUCGUAUCCAUCACCGUCACCAUCAUCAUCACCAUCGCCAUCGUAUUCCUCAUCCGUAUCCUACAAUACCUCUACACCACCAACCACCAACCCAACCGAAGAAGACGAUGCAUUCUUUUCAGCAAAUGAUCCUCUUGAUGGUACCUUGAUGUCGUUGGUUGCACCAUGGUACAACUUCGGUUCACCAGCCUACGAUGAUGUGAUGUUUGAUACAUCAUUCUUCGAGCUCGACCAGUCUUCGUCCACCAUCACCAAAGAUGUUUGCGAAGAAGAAAGUGGUGAUAUAUAUCUUUGGAGCUUCUGCAGAUAAUUUUUUUUACUUAAUUUCUUGAUGAUUCUUUUAUUAUCUUCAUAUUGAAGAAACUUAUUAACUGACAUAUUUACAAAUUUUCAUUUAGUUUUCAAAAAAUUUAAUUAAUUUAUUUAUUUGUAAAAGGGUGUGGGGAAUAAUUUUUUUGAUGAUCCCAUGUGAGUCUCUUUGAAAAUAUAGUAUUGUAUGUUACAAAUGUGAUGUUCUUUGUCUCCUUGAUUUAAAUAAAAAAGAGAGAAGACAAUAUUUUAUUGGCUA
This is a messenger RNA of Lactuca sativa (garden lettuce), 1104 nucleotides long. RefSeq names its product ethylene-responsive transcription factor ERF014. Lineage: Eukaryota; Viridiplantae; Streptophyta; Magnoliopsida; Asterales; Asteraceae. Gene Ontology annotation, molecular function: DNA-binding transcription factor activity; DNA binding. The record is from RefSeq and is a predicted model, not a curated record. Gene Ontology annotation, biological process: regulation of DNA-templated transcription.